This is a messenger RNA of Symbiodinium sp. CCMP2592, 5691 nucleotides long. The record is from the annotation of a GenBank genome assembly. Lineage: Eukaryota; Dinophyceae; Suessiales; Symbiodiniaceae.
AUGGCCCAAAACAAUAACGUGCCCAAGCACGGAAUUUUGUCCAGUGCGCCACGGAAUACACCAAUAGAGUGUUGUGGCAAUUGUAAUACCGGUGCCGUUGGCUUGCACCGGCCCACUGAUCAGGCCUGCCCAGGUGGUGCGACUGUUGUGUGCCGCCUUGACCUCUUGUUUCGCCAAGCACGCGGCAUCUACGCCGGUGCUGAGCUUUCCAUUCCUGCUGUUAAGCCUCUUUUGGCCGACUGGGCCUGCGGACGAGUGCAUACUGACCUGCAGGGGUUAGCACCUGGUCAAUAUACCGGUGCUGCAGCGCAGCUCUGUUUCUUGUACUGCCGUACUGUUCCGGGUGGUUGGGCUGCGUGCCCCCGCCACAAAUACUGUUCCAUUGCACCUGGAAAUCAUUCCGGUCUGCAAGCUUUCCUUUCCCAUGGUGAGUUUGGAGACUUCGGUCUCCUUGCUUGCCCUUUCCUGUCGAGUGCCCGGGGCGUUUUCAGCUGGCCCCACCGGCCCAACAUGCCACUGUGCUGGCCACCAUUGAUAUGGAUCAGCGUGCCACGGUGGCGCCCUCGUGCUCUGUGUGGCUGUCGCAUCGGAGAGGCAGCUAAUCCUGGCCCUGCGAGCCAGACUAAGAUUUCAGCCUAUUUCGGUUCGGAUCCGAAGGCUGCGCCUACUGAUACGGCCUCAGCCCAGGAUACCUGUGUUGUGGCCGUUGUCAACCCAACCAGUGUUCUGCAUAAAGUGCCUGCGUUCCUUGAAAUCGGUGCGGAUGUUCUUGCCGUGGCCGAGACCUCUGCGGUUGAGCAAACACAACGGGUGACCAGCAAGGUACUCGCCCACCAUCAAUACCGCGCCCACUGGGGCCGUGCGGUUGCUAGUCACACCAGGGAGGGCGAAACGAAACCGAGUUUGCGGGGGCUCGCCGCCGGCGUUGCCCUGUUCUCCCGACUCCCCUCCCGGGCUUCGCGACCUGCUUUGCCUGAGCCUGCAGCAGAAACCUGCCGCCUGUGUGAGGCUUUCGUCCGGUUUGGAGUGCUGGAGGUGCGCAUGCUCACCAUCUAUUGUUGGCCGCUCUCCCAGCUUGAUGCGAUGGAGCGCAAUGAGCAUCUGCUCUCCUUGGCCUUGGCCCGCGCUACCUCCUCGGCUGUCCCGUGCAUUGUCGCUGGCGAUUUCAAUCAAGAUGUGCUGCAGCUUCCGUCGGGGCAAACCUUUGCAAGGUUGGGAUACAAGGAUGUCUUUACAUCCGGCCCUCCUUCACUUGUGGGUUUCCGCCUGGGUCGUCAGCGACCGGGGUCACCAUGCAAGAGGGACUUUGAGGAUGCAUUCCGACCGUUGUCCCAGCCCCUGCUGAAAAGCGCAAAGCAGUGCGCAUCAGUGGAUGACGUUGCGACUGCCCUGUUGCAGUUUUCUGCUGCCUGUGAGCAAGCUGUCGACUCUGCAUUGCGUGUCAAGAAUCAGCGGGACCCAGUCCGCCAUCCCAUCACACACCUUACCAAGGCGUACCGUGGCCGGUGUGUUGCCCGACAAGCCAUCAAACGAGAGCUCCCUUGCCUUGUGCGGCCGGACCGCCAUGGCGGCUAUACACCAAAUGAGGAGGUUACUUCGGUCCUGGGUCGCUUAAAGGUCCGACAGGUUCGCCGGGUUGCAACCCUACACAGGGGCCUUUCAAAGUUCCACCGUGACCGGGCGUCCUCCCCGGCAUUGCAGGCCCAGCUUGAGCGUGAGUGGAAGGCCAUUGACCGUGUCAAGGGGUACCCCCCGACUUUUGCGGGCUGGGUGCUUGGAAUUGCUUCGUUCACUUCAUACCCGGUUGGCCUUCCCUCGCUUGAUUGGUUGGGUGAUCUGCUCCAAUACUUGAAGUUCGAUUGCGAUGGCUUGGUCCGCCAGCAAGCUGCCACACGCAAAGCCAAUUUCCAGUACCGGGUGCAGCUUGACUGCCAAGAGGGCUCCUCGCGUGCAGGUUUCAAGGCUGUCCGCCCACCGGCGCCGCCCCCUUUCUUGGAGGUGCCGUGUACAAAAACUGUGCUGGCCCGCAGGGAGCCCGAUGCCGCGUCAGAUGAGGGUUCCACGUUUUGGUUUCAGCUGGACACGGCCCGCCAGCUUCGCGUACCUGGGCCGGCUCUCCUCGAUGAAGUGCCGUGCCAGCUUCUUGAAGGUGGCAAGGGCGCCGUCAAAAUCGCUGGCCGCGACCUUCCCCAGAGUGGCCAGUUACACCAGGCGUAUGUCGCCACCACAGUCGAUGAGUUGCAUGAGGCCUUUGCCGACUUUUGGGGGCCCCUUUGGCAGCGCGACAAAGGUGCAUCCAGCUCCUCGCUGGACCAGUGGCCCGAAAUCCAGCGACGACUACUCGCAGAUUCUUUGCCACUGCCUCCUCUGCAUGUGCGCUCCUUCGCGCCAGAACUGUGGCAACAGGCGAUCAAGCGAAUGUCCAGCCGUAAGGCUACUGGCAUCUGUGGGUGGGCACCCGCCGACCUCAAGAUGCUUUCCUGCCAGGCUAUUGAGGUGCUGAAUCACAUUUUCCACCAAGCGGUCACUUGCGGGCUCCCACCUGAUAUGCUCCUUGCGCGGGUUGCUGUCCUCGCCAAGACAGACUGCCCUGAGACCAUGCGCCAGAGCAGACCAAUCACCAUCUUCAGUGUGCUCUACAGAGUGUGGUCGUCGGUACUGACACGCCAGGUUCUGCACCAAUGGGCAGCUUUCUUCCCCGCCUCUGUGUCUGGCUCCAUGCCCGGCAGGUCUUGCCGUGACACAAGCUACCGCCAGCAACACCGGAUCGAGUGCUCCUUGCUUAGUGGUUCCACAUUGCUGGGCGGAUCCAUUGACAUUGUGAAGUGCUUCAAUCAGUUGGCCUGGCCUGUUGUUGCGGCUCUCCUUUGCCGGUUGGGACUCCCGGAGCCGGAGGUGCAUUUUUGGAUUAACUGCAUCAGGAAGCAUAGAAGAUGUUCUGUGUUCUACGGCUCUGUGUCUGCCGGCAUUGAGUCGUACAAUGGUGCACCAGAAGGCGACCCCUUCAGUGUCGCGGCCAUGGCCGCAGUGUGCUUCUGGGCUGAUCGAUGGUGUAGGCACGAAUCGGUUGCCUUUGAGAGCUACGUUGACAAUUGGUCAUGGUCAGCGUCGACACGGGCUGGGCUGAGUCACGCCCUACCAUGCGCUGUCCACCCGAUUGAUGUGGGCAAGUCCUACCUGUGGGCCACGCAACGGACCGACCGGGUCUGGCUCCGAAACAAUCUUGCUGGUUUGUUCCCCGGCCUUCCCCCGCCUGGUUUAGUCACUGAGGUUAGGGACUUGGGGGUUGCGUUUAAGUUUGAUGCUUGUGCGCACGCCACCAGCCGUAAUCACCGCAUCACUGACGGCCACCAGAGACUUGCCAGACUGCAGCAGCAGCCACGUCCGGCGCUAAACAAGGCGUACAUCGUGCAGGCUUCUGUGUGGCCGGCGUGCCUGUUCGGCUCGGAAGGCAAUGUCCACACUGUGGCGGAGUUCCAGAAGUUGAGAGGCGCUGCGGCCCGUGCCAUUGUGGGCUCCUACAAGGUGCUAUCGCCGCACUUGACGUUUGCUGCCCUUGCGUGCAAGGCCAUGGACCCAGAGUUGUACUGCUUGUACCAGAAGCUUGCGGCUUUUCGCCGAUGUUGCAUGCUGGAGCCGGACACCGCCCUUAGCGUUCUGCAAGUUGCGUUGGCCCAUGGCACCUCACGUGUGCACGGGCCGGCCACUGCCCUCAGGGUUGCCUUGAACAGGGUUGGGCUCACGCUGACUGAUGAUGCUUGUCUUAAAGGGCUGGACAACACGAGGGUGUCCCUGAGUCAGUGUAGCACUUCGGCUCUCCGGGAUUUGCUCUUGCGUAGCUGGGCUAUUGUGGCCAAUGACAACACUCGGCACCGAAAUGGACUCCAGCAGAUGGCGCCCAUCCUGUCCACGAUCACUGUGAGUUUGCUGGAGGGCCAAGGCGCUGGUGCGCAGGCCGUCCUACUGCGCCAUGUCACAGGCUCCUUCUCCUCUGAGGCGGCCAAGGCUCUUUGGGAUGCUGAGAGUUCCGGCGCGUGUCCACUUUGUGGCGCGAAGCAAACUAAGGAACAUAAGAUCUUGCACUGCCCGGCGCUAGCGGACGUUCGUGCUGCUUGGCUCCCGUAUCUCGAUACUGCCUUUCGAUUGUGGCCAGAAUGGAUACAUUGCCCCGCCGCCACUUACCCAAAGGACCUGGAGGUUCCCCAGCUCGUUUUCCACACGCGAAGCUUGCCGCUGCCGCGAGUUGACUUCAGCAGAUGGCCUGUUCCAGGCGAACGAGGCUUCCUCCGCCUCUUCACUGAUGGGUCGUGCAGCCAUCCGGAUCUACCUCUGGCCUCUCGAGCGAGCUUUGCGGUCGUCCUGGAUACGACCUCUACGGAUACCGAGAUACCUGAGAUCCUGGCUGAUUGGAGGCGUACACAACGGGCCCCGCACCAGCUGGCCGUGAUCUGCCAGGGUUUAGUCCCCGGAGCUCAAUCUAUUAACAGAGCCGAGCUCUGUGCUGUGAUUCAGGCGCUGAGGGCUGCUCAGCACUCUGGUUUCGAGGAUGUUGAGAUUUGGACGGACAGCCAGUAUGCUAUCACAUGUUGGCAGGCGGCGGCUGAAGGCCGUGUUGGAGGCCACCCCGACCUUUCCUUCUGGCUACUGCGUUUGUACCGCCCUUCGGUGCGACUCUGCAAGAUUGCUUCACACCAAAGACUGGAGGACCUCUGGGGCAUCCCGUGCUGGCUUGCAGCCGGCAACGACACCGCGGAUGUUGCGGCGAAGGCGGCGCUCCAGGAUGAGUACCAGUUUGUUGUCGAAGGAUUGGACUCCGCUGCAGGGCAGCUUAGAGAACAGCGUGAUCUUUUGCGACUGGUGUGGAAAUAUUUGCUGCAAUUGUCGGACACUGAGAAUACACGGAUCAAGAAACUUCGCCAGCAGGAGGCUGUGGCGCUCAAUCAGGCCGUCCCGCUGGAACGCACCGGCUCCUUGACCAAAUGGUUGGCGUUGAACGAGGGUCUGUUCGUGACGUGGGAGCUCCCGCCCCCGUCACGAGAGACUCUCCUUGCCUGUUCCUGGCCACCAUGGUACACAUUGCCCAUCUGGUCUUGGGCGCGUCGCCUCGAGUGGCGUGCCACCGAACCAGUUAACAGAUGUGUUCCCGGUGUCUCCUAUCUUGAGCUCCUUGUUGACUUCGUGCUCACUACAGGUGUUUUGCCACCGGACCAACUUGCUGCAGCUGGCCGCGACGAACGGGCGCCACGACAGUGGCACCGUACUUUCUCCGUGCGUACAUUGGUGCACAAUCUGGUUGAAGCGGUUGGUCAACUUGAACGACUUUCUGGUCAUCAGUUGUGGGGCAGUCGACGGAAGAAGGUUUUUUCGCUGCGAACCUUGCAAGUUGAACAUCCCCGCCAUGGUCUUUUACACCGUCCUCACCUACACCAGGCUGAGGAGGUUGGCCGGGUGCUGUGCGAGACUCUGCAUCACGAUACAGUGGAAGUACUGCAGCGGCAGGUUCGAGAGUACACUGGCCCAGUGUUUCACGACGCGGAGCUCCAGAAGACCUGGUCCUCCCUUACGCGCGCUAAUCGAGCGGCAAAGAAGACGAAGACGCAGGAGGCUGCCAAAAAGAGGGAGGAGGCGGAAAAGGCCUCGGCCCUGAAACGGCUGCAGAGCCACUGCCUGCGGUCGCGGCCGACUUCAUAG